AUGACUGAGGCGACGAAUCGCCCUCUCUCUGGUUUAUGGCAGCCCACACAACUGCAAAGACUAUAUUAUGGUGCAGACUCAGUAACCAAAUAUCUGCUUGCCUGUCUUCCAAAGACAUCCAGCAAGGCCUUUAUCAUUACGGGUACUUCGCUGGCUACCAAGACUCCCUUGGUGAAACAAGUCGAAGAGCUUUUGGGCGAAAAACAUGCCGGGACGUUCAGCAAGAUUGGCGAACAUGCACCUGUUGCCCAACUUGAUGAAGCAACCAAAUUGGUGAAAAAAGACGAAACCAUCGACACCGUCAUCUCUAUUGGCGGUGGAAGUCCCAUCGAUAGCGCCAAAGCCAUCAGUUAUCGUUUGCACGAAAAGACUGGAAAAUUCCUAUAUCACAUUACUAUCCCCACGACUCUGGGUGCAGCUGAAUGCACCUUCAUAGCAGGCUACACCGGAGUCGAUGGAGUGAAGAUAGGCGUCAGAGCAAAAGAGCUCGUCCCAAGCGUCGUCUUCUAUGACUCCAAAUUUGCGCUAUACACACCUGAGCGGCUAUGGAUGAGCACUGGUAUACGCGCUAUGGACCACGCUGUGGAACUACUCUAUCAUCCCACCGCUUCUGAGAUGCCUGCGCGAUGGCUGGCAUUGCAGAGCGCAGCGACUUUAUUCGAGGCAUUACCAAAGUACAAGCAAGAUCCUAAGGACGAAGAUAACAUUACCAGGCUCCAACUGGCUGCUUAUGGAUCGCUAGGCUUUAUAGGAUACAACCUCGUAGGCGGCAUUGGACUCUCUCACGCCCUAGGUUAUGCCCUUGGUUCUCCAUAUGGCAUACCGCAUGGCAUUACAUCCUGCCUUACACUCGGUCAUGUUGUUAAGCUGAAGGCCCAGGACCCCGCUGCUGCAGAGCAAAUUGCCCGUCUCCGUCCGUUUAUUGGCGAGAGUGCCUCUGGAGAUACCCAGGUGGAUGCGGAAAUUGUCGGAGAUAGGGUUUUGAAGCUAGUAAAGGACUUGGGGUUGGAUAACGAUCUGAGGAACUACAAGGUCGGAAGAGAUCAGGUUCCUGUUAUCAUGGAAAGAGCGACGGGUGGGAUGAUUGAUGGUGCUGUUUACGAUGCUGUCGAGGGACUGGUGAAGGGGUUAUUCGUGUGA
This is a messenger RNA of Bipolaris oryzae ATCC 44560, 1140 nucleotides long. RefSeq lists its product as uncharacterized. Bases 1 to 1140 code for a protein of 379 amino acids. Gene Ontology annotation, cellular component: mitochondrion. NCBI's taxonomy places the organism in Eukaryota, Fungi, Ascomycota, Dothideomycetes, Pleosporales, Pleosporaceae. The transcript has a single exon. The record is from RefSeq and is a predicted model, not a curated record. Gene Ontology annotation, molecular function: metal ion binding; alcohol dehydrogenase (NAD+) activity.